This is a messenger RNA of Triplophysa dalaica, 5178 nucleotides long. RefSeq names its product leucine rich repeat and Ig domain containing 1a (gene lingo1a). NCBI's taxonomy places the organism in Eukaryota, Metazoa, Chordata, Actinopteri, Cypriniformes, Nemacheilidae. Gene Ontology annotation, molecular function: protein binding. Gene Ontology annotation, cellular component: plasma membrane. The record is from RefSeq and is a predicted model, not a curated record.
GGUCGAAGCGUGUCUGUGUGUUCGUGCGGGCUGGAAGCAGGCGGAUCUCGGAUGCGUCUCGAAGCUCUUAAUCAAGAUUUUGUCGUUUAGCGGUGCCGUGCGAGGAGCCCUGGCUGCAUCAGCAUUCUGGAUAUACAACCCUGCAUCCGUGGAUACUGACACGCACACUAACACAGAGAAUCUGAACAUCCGGUGUUUUUUCCGCUCUGGGAUCGCGCACGGAGGAGAUAUCAAGUCGGGAAUGUGGAACCAGAAGGGGAGGAGUCAACAGCACGACUCCCUGUGAACCCGCCUCCAUCCUAAAAGAGCCGAGAAGCAUUUACUGCCCGUAACCGGUAGGAUGGUAGCAGGGGAAGUGAGUGGGCACAGCUUCCUGGUGGCAUGCUGGCAGCCCAUUCUGAUCUUGAUGCUGGGCACGGUGCUGUCCGGCUCCGCCACAGGCUGUCCGUCACGCUGUGAGUGCAACGCUCAGGAGCGCGCCGUCAUGUGCCACCGCAAGAAGCUGAUAUCCGUUCCAGAGGGGAUCCCGCUGGAAACCAGACACCUGGACCUAAGCAAGAAUCGGAUCAAAACCAUCAACCCGGACGAGUUUUCUGCCUUCCCGAACCUGGAAGUGUUGGAGCUCAACGAAAACACCAUCUCGUCCAUCGAGCCAGGCGCUUUUAACAACCUCUACGGCCUGCGGGCUCUGGGACUUCGCAGUAAUAAACUAAAGCUCAUUCAGCUGGGAGUGUUCACAGGGAUCAGUAACCUAACAAAUCUGGAUAUCAGUGAAAAUAAAAUCGUCAUUCUCUUGGACUACAUGUUCCAGGACCUGUAUAACCUGCGUUCUCUGGAGGUGGGAGAUAAUGAUCUGGUCUUCAUAUCCCAUCGGGCAUUUCACGGCCUCAGUAGCCUCGAGCAGCUCACUCUAGAAAAGUGCAACCUGAUCUGUCCGACGGAGGCGUUUACGCACCUCCACAGCUUGGUCACGUUGCGUUUACGUAACCUCAACAUCAACAGCAUCAGAGACUACAGUUUCAAACGGCUGUACCGCCUCAAGGUGUUGGAGAUCGCCAACUGGCCCUACCUGGACACCAUGACCACCAACUGCUUGUACGGAUUGAACCUUACGUCCCUGACGAUCACCAACGCCAACCUGACGACGAUUCCGUACUUGGCUUUGCGGCAUCUGGUGUAUCUUCGGUUCCUCAACAUGUCCUACAAUCCCAUCCAGAUUAUUGAAGGGAACCGGCUUCAUGACCUUCUCCGGUUGCAGGAGUUCCACCUGGUGGGUGGUCGGCUGCUGAUGAUAGAGCCCUACUCCUUCAGAGGCCUCAACUACCUCAAAAUCCUCAACGUGUCCAGCAACUCCCUGACCACCCUGGAGGAGUCGGUAUUCCAUUCGGUGGGCAACCUGGAGACCCUCGCGUUGCAUGAUAACCUGCUGGCUUGCGAUUGUCGUCUCCUCUGGGUUUUCCGACGCCGGUGGAGGCUCAAUUUCAACCGUCAGCAGCCCACCUGCGCCUCGCCGGAGUUCGUUCAGGGUAAAGAGUUUAAAGACUUCCCUGAUGUCCUUCAACCCAAUUAUUUUACUUGUCGCAAGUCGAGGAUUCGAGACCGCAAGCAGCAGAAAAAGUUCAUCGACGAGGGCACCACCGUCCACUUCGUGUGCCAGGCGGACGGAGACCCGACGCCCGUCAUUAUGUGGCUGUCCCCACAGAAACAGUUCAUCACCACCAAAACGAUAGGACGGCUGACGGUUUUCCCAGACGGGACGCUGGAAGUGCGCUACGCUCAGAUUCAAGACAACGGCACAUACGUGUGCAUCGCUAGCAAUGCGGGUGGAAACGACACUGCUUUGGCCCACCUCAACGUUCAUAGUUACUCCCCGGACUGGCCUAGUCAACCUAACAAAACCUUGGCAUUCAUCUCCAACCAACCUAACGAAAACGGAGCCAAUGGAACGAAAGCGAUGGUCCCGUUUCCGUUUGAUAUAAAGACGCUAAUCAUCGCCACCACCAUGGGUUUCAUCUCCUUCCUGGGCGUGGUUCUGUUCUGCCUAGUUUUGCUUUUUCUGUGGAGCAGAGGCAAAGGGAACAGCAAACACAACAUUGAGAUCGAGUACGUGCCGCGCAAGUCGGACGCUGGGAUGAGCAGCAGCGGUGCCGACGCCCCUCGGAAAUUUAACAUGAAAAUGAUAUAACCGAGCCCGGGAGCUCAAAAGACCCUUUUAACGACAGACUCAUGAAGACAAAAACGAGAUUCCCUGCCUGAACGACCUCCCCAAAGAGGAGACGUGUUUUACCCUCUUUUAACUUUAAAGACGGAUGUAAGGCACACGGGUUGCUCUUUUUGUUCGGCGGUAAACGUGAGCGGGGAGGAAAAUUCUCCUCGCGUGCGAUGGCCGCUUUAAUUCAGCCUACGGGACCAAUAUCUCCUCAAAAGGAUAUGUUUUAAAACACUGUUCCUGUGGAUUUCUAUAUGGGCAAAAAUAUGAAACAAAAUGUUUUGUGUCGACCUCCAGAAUGCAAAGGCAGAGCAUCCUUCUCCCUGCUGCCUGCAUCCUUUUCGUUUGUUUGUUAUUUGUUUAACCCAUUCGUUUUUACUAAAAAGAAUAGUUUUGACAGAGAAGAAGAAUCAGGGGUGAAAUGCACAUUAACAAAACUAACAGUUGCCCAAAUACGUCUUAUUCUGUGAAAAAUAAUAGAUAUGUUUGAUCUGUUGAAUGCCAUUCCAGCCAUAUAAUUCUAGAAAAGCUUUCUUCGUUUCUUUCUUUUGUAUCUGUACUCUGGUUUUUAUUUUGCUUUGGCAUCCGUGUUGUAGAUGUAUUUGUUGGCUAAAUCAAGAAAAUGCAUUAGAGGAGCAACGAAGCAUCUGUAGUGACACCUGGAUGAACAAGCACAGGUUGUUUAAUGUUGGAUUAAUGACAAAGGAAGCGAAAACAGCGUGAAUAAAAAAUUUGUGUUUUGUUGGGAACGACCCACAACGAGCCUUCUGCCUGGUCACGUUUGACCCCUACAAUGCAUCGCCAGGUUCUUAAAGAACCCAUCAAUUCUUCUGUUAAACCUUUGAAAGCCCCAAAACGAAUGCUGAAGAUGUGUAGCUGGGCUCGAGAGUGCGAGUUUCUGACAGACUCAAUCAUUUCAUGAAAAGAGGAGAGUGUUAAUGUGCUUGACAGCCCUCAAUGACCCCCAGUGGCCGCCGCUGCUGGAUCUCACACCUGUCUGUGGUGCUUAGAUCUGUCUCGCUGUUUUUAGAUCUGUCCGAUGGGUCUUACACUUGUCUCGUGGUCUCAGAUCUGUCGUUUGGGUCUUAUGCUUGUCUUAUGGUCUCAGACCCGUCUCGUGGUCUCAGAUCUCCUCGUUGGUGCCCAAAGAAACUCGUUCUCAUUAUCGCAUCAUUUCAAAGUUCUCUAGUACUUCUAAGGAGGCAAAUGGUGCUGAUUUAUGAUGACAGAUGAAAGCUGGCACACUCAGGGUGAAUUCACUAAGAAUGAGUUGCAGUCAUUUCCAGCAGUUUUUAUAUGCACAUACAGAAUAUCGCUUUGUCUGGCAUACUUAGACAUGUGGACACUUUCGUACAGGUUCCAGAUGGCUGCACACUGCAAAAAAAUCAUAUUAAGCAUUUUCUCUUGUUUUGUAGUAUAAUUAUCUUAACAUUCUCAUAUUCAUGUUUGAAACAAGCAAAAAAUGUUAGAUUCUGUACUAGAAAAAUGCAACAAAAAGUGCAUUGCAUCCACAUUGAUGUUUGUGGGAGUGACAACUGCAUUUAAAUAUGGAGGUAAAUCCCUUUAAAUAAUAUUUUGUGUGUUUGCACUUAUUCAUUAAAAAAAAAUGUUGUUAAAUAAAUGUGGUUGCCACUACUCAUUUUUGGAUGUGAAUAUGUGGACUAUGACAUGACCGAUCCAGAAAACGUGACAUUGGCUUUGUUUGGGAAAAACAUGACCAGCUUUAUGAUUAUUUUUUGCAUUUUAUUCUAUUUGAAUAUUCAAGUUCCAGAAAAAAACUGUGUCUCCAAAAGUCCUGAACUGGAUUUAAUGAGACCUGUUUUUCGAUUUCUGCAUGUCAUAAAUUGGCAUAAAAGCUAUUCAAAGUGAUUGUGGUUGUCACUUCUGAAAAAAAACAAUUUAUUUGAAUUCAGCAACAAAAGUGACUCUUGUAGUAACUACAGUUUGCAUGUGGCCAGUACGCUAUUUAAAGGAAUAGUUCACCCAAAAAUUGAAAUUCGGUCAUUGGUUACUCUAGUUGUUCCAAUUGUGAUGAACACAGAGAAAUAUGUUUGGACAAAUUCUUGUAACCAAAAAGUUCUUGGACCCCAUUGACUACCAUAGUUGAAAAAAAGUAGUUAUUUUUCCUAACAUGGGAGUCAAUGGGGUCCAAGAACUGUUUGGUUAUAAUCAUUCUUCCAAAUAUCUUUCUCUGUAUUCAUCAGAACAAAGAAAUGUAUACCGAUUUGGAACAACUUAAAGCGAGUACAUGAUUGAGUAAGAAAUCCUUUCCAAAUGCUUUAAAAAAACAAAAUUUUAAAUAAAUAAAAUUUUAUUUAUAAAGCUUACAGAAAUAUGCAUUGAACAACAUUGGUUUGAACUGGUUUGCAGGUGGUUGGUGUAAGACUCAGGUUGAAAUGUUAGUGAAAUGUCGCAUGCAAAACGCGGCAACUGUUUAGUGAAUUCACCCUGCUGUAUUUCAAUGCAGCUAAUCUGACCCAUAAGAAGCAGGUGAUAUCUUUGGGACACCGAGCUGUAUUUGUGCACUUGAUUUUUUUAGAUCGGUUUCACCGCAUUAAGCGGUUUGUACCGUUGACUGAAGCUGCGGAUUGAGAACUGCACAGAUGGUUUAACCCUUACUGCUCCACCUUUAGAGAUAUUCUGUAACACAUCCACACAUGCUCCUGAAUCUCUCCGAUCCUCUGCCUCUGUUCUCUACCUGCUGUUUCUAUACCAUUAUGUCAAAAAAAAAGAUCUGACCUUUGCCCUUUCCAACAUUCAGCCCAGGAUGAUAUGUGCAUUAAUGUGGUCCAUAAUAUUCUUUUAUACUGGAAAAAAAAGAUCUAAAAAGGCGAAAAAAAUCUACUAUGGAAAAUGUUUAAAUUGUUCUGUGCAAUAAAGGUAAUAUGCAUUUUCUUUUCGUUUUUUUAAUUAACACAAUUUUAUUGAUGUUGAAUUGUUGAAAAUAUGGUAUGUUGUAUUAAACGAUC